CACAAACUUUUUUUUCUGUCUGUUGGCUUCUUUUUCCUGACAGUGAAUUCUACUCCUUUCACUGGUUAAUCCGGAGAAAAAGGUUUGAUUUGUAUGACGAAAUCGCAGGGUCCUGGAGAGGGUAAGUACGCGAAGAAGCCCGAUGUCUGCGGAGAAGCGAAGGCAGAGGGGAAAGACGCAUCCCAUCUGCCGUACCUCGGGGUCCGCACCAGGGCCCAAACCCUUGCCCUCAGAAACCUCGAGGAAUCCUCCCCGGAAGCCACCUCUUCCUACCUCCAGCUCCGGAAUCGACGACUCGAGAAGCACUCCUGCUCUCCCUCCUCCGCCAGGUCCCGAGCAGCCCCCAAGAGCAGGCUCAAUGUUUGCCAUGGCCCUAGCCGCCAGAUCGGCGGCAAUAAGGUAUCCGCUAAAAAGGAGUUUGUAGGGCUCGCGACUCGCUUCUCGAAGAAGGUAAUUACCGAGGUCGGUUCUAGUUUGGAGACUUCCGUUGGGGAAAAUGUUCUCGAAUUCGACGCGAACAGGAGUGACAGAGAAACCACACCCUGCAGUCUGAUAAGGAAUUCAGAUGCCAUAGAAACUCGUGGGUCAACAACCCGGCCUACCUACUCGACUGCAAACAAGCUGCAGCAGCUACCAAUUACCAGUAGCAUCCCAUCUGCAUCUGAGGUGGAAAUGGAAAGGCUUUUUUCUGGGCCUGAACAAAUCCAACAGAGAAGGUUCAUGGAGAAGUACAACUUUGAUUUUGCGAAUGAUAAGCCUCUCCCAGGCCGUUAUGAAUGGGAAAAACUGGACUCUUCUCUGUGCAGGCAAACCAAAGGGCGCCUAUAACUGCUACUCCAAGCCACACAAAGAAGGGGAAGGCUGCAGUGGUGGUGUUUGCUACCCUACUUUCUUUUGUUAACAAGUAGGUGUAAUGUCUUGGUUAACUUGGCAUAUCCUGGAACACCCUAGAUGUACAGAACCUUAUAUUAGCAGUCUAGCAAGGUGUUUUGAGGCAACGAUUAGGGUCGUCAACUCCUUGCUUCAGGGUAACCUUUCUCUCUUUGUAGCUUGUGUGUAUACAUAUAUACGGUUGGUUUGUUGUACUCUGGCUUGGCUUGCAUUGUCGAUGCAAGUGGCGGGGAGACAAAUGUAUUUUGGAAUGAAAGGUGGCCUUCCUCCAUUAUAAUUGCCUUCUA
This is a messenger RNA of Zingiber officinale, 1178 nucleotides long. Its product is annotated as cyclin-dependent kinase inhibitor 4-like. The record is from RefSeq and is a predicted model, not a curated record. Gene Ontology annotation, biological process: negative regulation of cyclin-dependent protein serine/threonine kinase activity. Gene Ontology annotation, cellular component: nucleus. The transcript is spliced from 3 exons. Gene Ontology annotation, molecular function: cyclin-dependent protein serine/threonine kinase inhibitor activity. Bases 94 to 828 code for a protein of 244 amino acids. Lineage: Eukaryota; Viridiplantae; Streptophyta; Magnoliopsida; Zingiberales; Zingiberaceae.